This is a messenger RNA of Lachnellula hyalina, 1539 nucleotides long. Its product is annotated as Acetamidase. The transcript has 6 exons. NCBI's taxonomy places the organism in Eukaryota, Fungi, Ascomycota, Leotiomycetes, Helotiales, Lachnaceae. The coding region runs from base 1 to 1539 and encodes 512 amino acids. The record is from RefSeq and is a predicted model, not a curated record.
AUGGCGGAACUGAAAGAGCAAAAGCAAUCAUCGUCUUGGAAAGAUGUUGUGAAUCUCAAACGCGCUGCACGGCUCGCCGCUGUAGAGCCAUACCUUGAGCUGGAGAUCGCGCCUACCGACCCUAUCACCGACCUCAGCGACGUGGACGAACUUGCAAAGCUCAUAAGUGAUCGAAAGACAAACUGUCUGACCGAGAUAGUAUUCGAGGCCGCGAUUCAAAGAGCUCGCAGUUUAGACAAGUACUACGAACUUAAUGGCAAGACGAUAGGUCCGCUUCAUGGGAUCCCCAUCACUUUCAAAGAUCAGUUUAACGUCAAAGGGGUAGACACAACCAUAGGCUAUGUCGGAAUGGCUGGGAAGCCAGCUACGGAUGAUGCAGCGGUGCUCAAAGUUCUGCAAGGUUUAGGAGCGAUAGUUAUUGCGAAAACGAAUCUGCCGCAGAGUAUAAUGUGGUGCGAGACGGAGAAUCCGUUAUGGGGCCUCACAACUCAUCCACUCAAUCCGGCAUUUACUCCCGGUGGAUCUACAGGAGGAGAAGGUGCACUUUUGGCAUUACGUGGUUCUAUUGUAGGCUGGGGUACUGAUAUCGGAGGCUCGAUCAGAAUACCAAGUUCUAUUAACGGGUUAUACGGAUUGAAACCUAGUAGUGCUCGUAUGCCAUAUCAGGGAGUACCUGUUUCCACGGAAGGCCAAGAGCAUAUCCCAUCAGCCAUUGGACCCAUGACUAGAAGUCUGUCUUCGAUGACCACAAUUACCAAAGCUGUUAUCAAUGGACAGCCAUGGUUUCUUGAUCCAAAAGUCGUGCCUAUACCGUGGCGUGAUUCGAUGUACGAGGAAAUUCAAAGUAGACCGCUUGUCAUUGGUAUCCUGCUUGAUGAUGGCGUGGUUAAAGUCCAUCCUCCUAUCGAGCGAGCUUUGAAAGAGCUUGCUGCGAAACUGGAGGAAGCGGGCCACGAACUUGUCACUUGGGAACCGUCACUGCACAAAGAGUGUAUAGAUAUCAUGGACCGAUUCUACACAGCUGAUGGAGGUGAAGAUAUUCGCCGCGCUGUUGAAGCUGCUGGAGAGCCAUUUUUACCCCACGUUGAAGGCCUGAUAAAUAGAGGAAAACCGAUAUCAGUGUACGAAUACUGGCAGUUGAACAAGGAGAAGAUUACGGCCCAAAAGGCAUAUCUGGAUAAGUGGAAUUCGGUCAAAGGCCCUAUUUCUGGACAGGUUGUGGAUAUUCUGUUAACCCCCACGAUGCCUCAUUCAGCUGUGCCCCAUCGAACAUGCCGUUGGGUUGGAUAUACGAAGAUCUGGAACGUGCUGGACUAUACAGCGCUUGCUUUUCCUGUCAGCACGGUUUCAGCGGAGAAAGAUCCCGUUCCUUCGACUCUAUAUGAGCCGAGGAGUGAGCCAGAUGCCUGGAAUUGGAAUUUGUAUGACCCUGUGACUAUGGAUGGGCAUUCUGUAGGCCUUCAGAUUGUGGGGAGAAGAUUUGAGGAGGAAAGGGUCCUGGGAGCUGCCAAGGUCAUCGAGAAGGUGAUGGGAAGAUGA